GUUCGGAUAAAGAAACACCAGUAUACACAUACUGUUUUAGGUCCAGUACUUACACGUGUGUGAGUUAUAAACGAUAAAAGUCUCACACAGUGGUACCGCGCUCAGGUCAACCGAUUACCAUGAACUGCGACAAACUGGUGGACGAACUCUUGAAGAAGAACCCCACCAUAUGGGUGUUCGGCUACGGGUCGCUGUUGUGGAAACCCAACUUCGAGCACAAGUCGAGAAGGGUGGAUCACAUCCGAGGGUUUGUUCGAAGAUUUUGGCAGGGAAACACAACUUACAGAGGAACACCGAAUGAGCCUGGACGCGUGGCAAACCUUGUGGAGUCAGAAGGGGGCAUUGUGUGGGGAGUCGCCUUUCAAGUAACUGGGAAGGAACAAGUAACCAGAGCUCUAGACCACCUCACUAACCGGGAAUGCACGAAUGGCGGCUACACGAGCCUCGUGACGACAUUCUACCCCCGGGACAAGAACAAUUGUGUUCCCGUCCUGGUGUUCACGGCCACUGAAGACAACCCGUGUUACCUUGGAGACGCCGAUCUGCCUCAGAUGUCCAAGCAGAUCGUCACCGCCAAAGGGCACGCCGGCAGCAACGUGGAGUACGUCACUAAAAUUGCCGAUUACGUCCGAAAGCACAUUCCGGAAGACAACGACGAGCAUCUGUUUGACCUUGAUAAAAGAGUCCGUGAGGAUCUGAAGACCUUGAACGCUUGUGUUGUCACCUACUGGUGAUUCACGCCGGAAAUCGGCACGGAUGGUUUUUGGACAGAAAUUUUAGGAAUAUGGCCAUCCCAUUCAAUUAAAUCUUCAACUUAUAGUAGAUUUGCGAUGCAUAUCAGUUAAUUUUUUCAUUGCUGAAGACUACUGGCGCACUAGCGACCAUGUCAUCAUGAUCUAGACUAUGUGAUGGAGCUGUUUGACUCAAAUUUACACAUUUGUCGAGAGUUGUAAUAAAAGCUAAUUAUGUCACUCUU
Messenger RNA from Gigantopelta aegis, 976 nucleotides. RefSeq names its product putative glutathione-specific gamma-glutamylcyclotransferase 2. Gene Ontology annotation, biological process: glutathione catabolic process. NCBI's taxonomy places the organism in Eukaryota, Metazoa, Mollusca, Gastropoda, Neomphalida, Peltospiridae. Gene Ontology annotation, cellular component: cytoplasm. Gene Ontology annotation, molecular function: glutathione specific gamma-glutamylcyclotransferase activity; gamma-glutamylcyclotransferase activity. The record is from RefSeq and is a predicted model, not a curated record. The coding region runs from base 120 to 734 and encodes 204 amino acids. The transcript is spliced from 3 exons.